Molecule: messenger RNA, 1980 nt
Organism: Verticillium nonalfalfae
Lineage: Eukaryota; Fungi; Ascomycota; Sordariomycetes; Glomerellales; Plectosphaerellaceae
Exons: 2
Coding region: 1-1980 (659 amino acids)
Biological process (GO): L-valine biosynthetic process
Cellular component (GO): acetolactate synthase complex; mitochondrion
Molecular function (GO): flavin adenine dinucleotide binding; magnesium ion binding; acetolactate synthase activity
Source: RefSeq, a predicted model, not a curated record
AUGUUGCCUGUCACCUCGCCCCUUCUGCUUCGACAGCAGGCCACAUCCCACGUCCACCGGCUUAGCCGAGGGCGACAACGGCCUGCCAAAUGGAGAGCGCCAGAGGCUGUUUGCCCUGAUGAUUCAGUCAGCGGCGCCAGCGCCAUUCUGCACGCACUUCAGGCCGCAGGCGUCACUCAUCUCUUCGUCAAUCUCGGCUCGGACCACCCGGCUUUCCUAACGGCGUUUGCUACGAAGGCGUAUCCCCGGGUCAAGGUCGUCACUUCGCCGAAUGAGAUGAAUGCGCUUUCGGCAGCCUCGGGCUAUGCAAUGAUCACUGGGAGGCCAGCAGCUGUACUCGUCCACGUCGAAUGCGGCACACAGGCUUUGGCGGGCGCAGUGCACAAUAUCAGUAAGGGCCGCUUGCCGGUGGUGAUAGUUGCCGGUACCGUGCCUAUUACGAUGGAAGGGGAGCUACCGGGGAAUGUGAGUGAGCACACCUGCACGAGUGCCAUGUAUCGACUGACCGUAGGCAAAGAUAUUCACUUUAUCCAGGAUAUCCCAGACCAGCGCUCUAUCGUUCGUCAAUACAUGAAGUAUGAUCAUGAGAUCCGAUCACCACACAAUGCUGUACAGAUUGUGCUCCGGGCUCUUCAGAUUGCGACAAGUACGCCACAGGGGCCAACAUAUCUCAUCGCAUCGCGAGAGACACUCGAAGCCCAAACAUCAAUCCGUAGCAUCAAGCCUUCGCAAGAUGCAGAGAAGAAUCUCUGGGUGGAGAAAGUUGGCCUCCACAUGCAAGACGUCGCGCGCUUGGGCGACAUUCUCAUCAGGGCCAAGUCCCCCCUAAUCGUGACGAGUUACGCCGGCCGGGAUCCUGCCGCCUUCAAAGCGCUUCACGAUUUGGCCCGGCGCCUCGCUAUCCCCGUGCACGAGAAUGCGCCGGUGGUGAACAAUUUCCCGACGACCAGUGUCCUCCACCAAGGCCAUACAUGGAACGGCGGCGGGCAGCUCAAGGCCUUGGCUGAAGCAGACGUGGUCCUCGUCGUCGACUCGGAUGUUCCAUGGAUUCCAUCCGAGUCGAGGCCGAGCGAUGCGGCCCGCAUCUUCCACCUCGACUGCGAUCCUCUGAAAAGCAGCGCCACACUCUGGAGUCUUCCGGCUGAGAAGCGUUGGAUGUGUGAUACGUCGGUGGCUUUGAAACAGUUGGAUGAGUACAUCAAAAUGAGCCGGGAACUCUUUACUGAAGCUACAAAGGGUAGGAUCGACGUCAGGUUAUCUUUGUUGGCACAGCGGUUCGAGGCACGAACGCGGAGACUCGAAGCAGAAGAAGUGGCAUCUUCAGAUGGAAAGGUCACGGUGCCGUACUUUAUGAGCCGCUUCCGCAAGGCGACAAAAGGUCUUGACGUAUUAGCACUCAACGAGAGCACGACCAAUCUUGGCAAGGUCGCUGACCACCUACGGCACGACCAACACAACUCGCUGGUGGGCAGUGGUGGCGGCUCGCUCGGGUGGUAUUCUGGGGCUGCUGUCGGCGUGGCCAUGGCGUUGAGAGAAGAGGCGGCUGUGGGUGAUGCGGCCGACCGUCUUGUCACGGCGUUUGUGGGAGACGGAACGUUCCUAUUUGGGGUACCUGCCAGUGCCUACUGGAUGGCCAUGCGGUAUGCGACGCCGUACCUGACCGUCAUCUGGAAUAAUGGCGGCUGGACGAGCCCGAAGAAUGCCUGCUUGAGGAUUCAUCCUGAGAUGAAAGAGUUUGUGCCACGCAGCGAUGGCGAAGGGCGGCAUGGUGACAGCAGGGCAUCAGCCUUGGCCGAGGCGAUGGGCGUCAGCAUUUCGCCGUCACCUUCGUUUGGAAAGAUUGCCGAGGGUGCCGGUGAUGCUUGGUGGACAGUCGUGAAGAGGGCAGACGAGGUUGAUGGAGCCAUCGCGGAGGGCGUUCGGGUGGUGAGGGAGCUCAAGCGAUGUGCAUUGAUUGAGGUGGUCAUUGCCAGUGUAUGA